Orycteropus afer afer is the source of this 1455-nucleotide messenger RNA. NCBI's taxonomy places the organism in Eukaryota, Metazoa, Chordata, Mammalia, Tubulidentata, Orycteropodidae. The record is from RefSeq and is a predicted model, not a curated record.
CCCUUUCCUCCAACCCAGCGGCUUACUUUGAAGGAAGUAUUUGAAAAUGGGAAACCUAGAAUUGACGUUUUAAAAAACCAUUUGGUGAAGGAAGGCCGACUGGAAGAGGAAGUAGCCUUGAAGAUAAUCAAUGAUGGGGCUGCCAUCCUGAGGCAGGAGAAGACUAUGAUAGAAGUAGAUGCUCCAAUCACAGUGUGUGGUGACAUUCAUGGACAGUUCUUUGAUCUUAUGAAAUUGUUUGAAGUUGGAGGAUCACCUAGUAACACACGCUACCUCUUUCUGGGUGACUAUGUGGACAGAGGCUAUUUCAGUAUAGAGUGUGUGUUGUAUUUAUGGAGUUUAAAGAUAAAUCAUCCCAAAACAUUGUUUCUGCUUCGAGGAAAUCAUGAAUGCAGGCAUCUUACAGAAUACUUCACCUUCAAACAGGAAUGUCGAAUCAAAUAUUCUGAAGCGGUGUAUGAUGCAUGUAUGGAAACCUUUGACUGUCUUCCUCUUGCUGCCCUCUUAAAUCAACAGUUUUUGUGUGUACAUGGAGGGAUGUCCCCUGAAAUCACUUGUUUAGAUGAUAUUAAGAAAUUAGACAGGUUUAAAGAACCUCCAGCCUUUGGGCCAGUGUGUGACCUGCUUUGGUCUGAUCCCUCAGAGGAUUAUGGCAGUGAAAAGACCUUGGAGCACUAUACCCACAACACUGUCCGAGGCUGCUCUUAUUUCUACAGUUACCCUGCAGUUUGUGAAUUUUUGCAGAACAAUAAUUUGUUAUCAAUAAUCAGAGCCCAUGAAGCCCAGGAUGCUGGGUAUCGAAUGUACAGGAAGAGCCAAACAACAGGCUUUCCAUCACUCAUUACAAUUUUCUCUGCCCCAAAUUACCUAGAUGUCUAUAACAAUAAAGCUGCUGUGCUGAAAUAUGAAAACAAUGUCAUGAAUAUUAGGCAGUUUAACUGUUCUCCACACCCUUACUGGCUUCCAAACUUUAUGGAUGUUUUCACGUGGUCUUUGCCUUUUGUUGGGGAGAAAGUCACAGAGAUGCUGGUUAACAUUCUCAACAUAUGCUCUGAUGAUGAACUAAUUUCCGAUGAUGAAUCGCUAGAAGGCGGCACUACGGUUCGUAAGGAGAUCAUCAAGAAUAAAAUCAGAGCCAUUGGGAAGAUGGCACGGGUCUUUUCAAUUCUUCGGGAAGAGAGUGAGAGUGUGCUGACUCUCAAAGGCCUGACUCCAACAGGUACACUCCCUCUGGGUGUCCUCUCAGGAGGAAAGCAGACUAUUCAGACAGCCAUCAGAGGGUUUUCGCUUCAGCACAAGAUCCGGAGUUUUGAAGAAGCUCAAGGUCUGGACCGAAUUAAUGAACGGAUGCCACCCCGAAAAGAUGCUGUACGCUCUGAUGGGCCAAUGAAAUUGGUAACUGCUGUACAUCCAAACGCUGCACACAGGAGCGACCACGGGAAGAAACCCCAGUAA